GUUUUAGUCUUGUCUGCCACCCAGUGGACCAGAUUUGGUUUGGUUCAUGGCUCCCUUCCUCAGACCAUCUACCUGGACUUGGGUCCUCCUGGAAGGUGCUCUCUGGCUCUCUGUGCUCUGUUCACUGUUGUCUUCUGUCUGCUGUUCCCAUGGUCCACCCAAAUGGCGCUUCUCUACCUCUGAAGUUGUGAUCCCCAGGAAGGUUCCCCAGAGAAUGGGUAAAAGUGAUAUGUCAGGGCAAAUCACCUAUAGCAUGCGCUUUAGGGGACAAAGACAUGUGGUCCACAUGAAACUCAAGAAGAACAUGAUUUCUCAAAACUUUCCUGUAUAUACUUCUAAUGACCAAGGAGCCCAGCAAGAGGAUUACCCCUUUGUCCCUCAGGACUGUUACUUCUACAGCUACCUGGAAGGAGUCCCUGGGUCCCAAGCUACACUAGAUACCUGCACUGGAGGUCUGAAAGGCAUGAUACGGGUGGAUGACUCCACUUAUGAAAUCAAACCAUUGACAUCUUCUUCCAAAUUUGAGCAUGUAAUUUCUCUACUUGUGGUGGAUGAAAGGUCACGUAAGUCUAAAAAGUGUAGAAAUGAUGAGAUUAUGGCAGAGGCAGGUGACCCCCUUGAAGAGACUAAGCUUGCAGGAAGUCCCAGAGCAGCUCCCGUAUAUCUGUGGCGUAUACAUGUGAAAAAUAUAGCAAUAAUGUACACUGUGACUCACGCAUUAUUCAUACAAGUAGGGCACAACCAAACCACCUCACUUGAGUUAGUAUUGAUUAUGAACAGCAUAGCAGAUAGCAUAUAUAGACCAAGUGGUUUGAUUGUGUUUGCACGUGCUAUAUGUAUUUGGAACAAACAGGACAACUUCAAUAUAACAGAAUAUAGUGACAGUGUUAUAAAACUUAUGGAACAGUUUGGGUAUUGGAAAUCUACAUUUUAUUGGGAUUUUCCACACGCCACUUCAGCUCUUCUCUCAGGAACGAAAUAUGGAAACAAAGAUUAUGCAGCCUUUCAGAAUGGAUUAUGUAACCCCAACUGGGGAGUUUUAUAUACACAUGUAGGAAAAAACCAUUUUUUUCUGGCUGCAUCUUUAAUGUCUCAUGCAGUGGGUCACAUUUUCAAUAUAGGACAUGAUAAACCUGGCUGUGUUUGUUUCAGAAGGAGCAGUUGUGUCAUGAGUGAAUUUCCUACUCUUCUGGACAUGAUGAGCAAUUGUUCCCAUCAUAAUCUACAUGAGAAGAUCAUUGGUUGGGACGCUUGCUUGAGUCAACCGCGGGUUGCAUAUAAGAAUUUCAAAUAUGCAGUUCCUCGUUGUGGAAAUAAGGUAGUGGAUGACAAUGAGCAAUGUGACUGUGGUACUUUAAAAGACUGUCUCUCUAAUCACUGUUGUGGAACCAAUUGUCAGUUAAUUGGGAGCAGCACUUGUGCUGAAGGACUUUGUUGUCAAUCUUGUAGGUUUGCACCCACUGGAAAGGUAUGCAGGCACACGAAUGGCAUUUGUGAUCUUCCAGAAUACUGUAGUGGAGUCUCAGAGCAUUGCCCACAAAAUUUCUACAUCAUGGAUGGAACCCCUUGUUCUCCACUAGCAGUCUGCAUGUCAGGAAACUGUAGCGACCGCCAAUUGCAGUGUCAAGCUCUUUUUGGAUACCAUGUAAAGGAUGCUUCACCAGCAUGCUAUAAAGAAUUAAAUACCAAAGGUGACCGAUUUGGAAACUGUGGGGUUAGAGAGGUACGUGGAGGAAGUAAACCUCUCGCAUGUCAAGAGGAGGAUAUUUUCUGUGGACAGAUUCACUGUGACGGUGUCAAGUUCGUUCCUGGUGGAGGUGAGCACACUACCUUUCAUCACAUAAAGGUAAUGGAUGUUAAAGAAGAACAGUGCUUUGGGUAUGAUGCACACCAUGGGACAGAACUUCCGGAAAUGGGACUUGUAUUGGAUGGUGCAAAUUGUGGCCCUGGCAAAUUCUGUAAAGCUCAAAAAUGUGUUAUUCACACAGAGUUGAAUUUUCACUGCAACAUUACUCAGUGUAACUAUAAAGGGGUGUGUAACAACAAAGGCAACUGUCACUGUGUUCCAGGAUUUCAACCACCACAUUGUAUACAAAGAGGAACAGGUGGUAGUGUAAACAGUGGCCCUCCGGCUACCUUUCAGGAAAAACUUCGAGCUGAAAUACAUGUGAGUAUCAACAGGCUAAUAAUUAUUAUAGGUACUCGCAUCCUUCUUAUCUUGGCUUCAGUUCUUUUUGGUGCGCUUUUCAGAGCACUAAUGCUAGAGACUGAAAAAAAGAAAAAAAAGACCCAACAUCCAACUAUUAACAAAUAAUUGACUUCAUCCCAAACUAAUUGGAGCCACACAAUGGACAAAAUCCAUGUCCAUCGAUGAUGUCUCCUGACAUUCGUGCAACCAUUCACAAAUCUGAGAAUUUCAUCUUGAAAUAAAAUCACUGGGGAACUAG
Molecule: messenger RNA, 2447 nt
Organism: Rattus norvegicus (Norway rat)
Lineage: Eukaryota; Metazoa; Chordata; Mammalia; Rodentia; Muridae
Gene: Adam4
Product: a disintegrin and metalloprotease domain 4
Exons: 1
Coding region: 47-2314 (755 amino acids)
Biological process (GO): proteolysis
Cellular component (GO): membrane
Molecular function (GO): metalloendopeptidase activity; metallopeptidase activity
Source: RefSeq, marked provisional